AUGCUUUUUACGAUAUUUGUGUUAUUUUAUCUCGGGAGUAUUAUACGAUCCUCGGAAGGUAUGAAAUAUUCCGUAUAAUCCUUCUUCAUUUUAAUCACAUUUAAACAUGAUCAUUUUAUGGUGUAUUAUAUUCGUUGAUAAUUUUAAACGCAUUAAGUUACAAUUUUUGUUAUUUUAUUCUGUCUAUAGCGCCAUUUAUUAUAUCUAAAUUAUAUUAUAUAUAUUAAUUAUGUCUAUUAUUUUAUUAUAUCUAUAAUAGACAAUUCCCAUUAAUAGACUAAUUUUUAUCUUAGCAAGAAACAAAAAAAAGUAUACAAAAAAAAGUAAACAUACUAAAAUUAGUAAAAUUGCAAAGUUUGGUUGCAAAAUGUUGUAAAAUGCGGAAAAUAUAGCCUUGCAAGUUUUGUAUAUACUUUGUAUUGCGUGCGGAACCGAAAAUGGUAGCAAUUUCCGCACGCAAUGCAAAGUAUACAAAAUUUGCAAACUUUGCAAGGCUAUAUUUUCCGCAUUUUACAACAUUUCGCAACCAAACUUUGCAAUUUUACUAAUUUUAGUAUGUUCUUUCUAUAGCUGUGGUGAUUGAUUUGCAUCUCUUUGCUUAGUUUUAAAAUUACUCCAUAAUGGAAAUUGUCUACUGAUUGGCUUACACCAAACGACUUGUCUCGAAAUUCAUUUUUAGGAUCACCCAAGUCGAGAUGUGCUGUUGUGAUAUUCGUCAACCAAUCAUCGUUUAAUAGCGAGGCAGAUUUCUCAGAAUAUGUGGAUAAUAUUCGAGGCCUUUCCAGUAACCAUAGUAGCGGCGUAUAUUUCUCCAAAGAUCCAGAGUUAUUUCAAGUGAGACAUGGGAGUUUUAUUAAUGCCCCCGGAUUGUUUGCGUUGGAGUCGCGGAGAUAUCCAGGAAAAUAUUUACGAAGAGAAAAUCACACGAUAAUCUUGGAGGAAAAACAGUCGACCGAGGACUUCAGUAAGUUUAGCAAAGGAAGAAUUACAGAAUAUAACAUAAUAUAAAUAUACUCCCUUUUCUCUUCGGUGCCACUCCUCUGCCGUAUACUCAACUUACCAGUUACCAAAACCAAAAACGUCCCCAAAAGUUGUUUCUCAUACCGCGGAGUAAUCUCGGCUCGUGAAAUCGUAGACAAUGGCAACCUCGUUCCCAGGCCCUUCCUGGGAACGAGGUUGAGACAUUGAACUAUAAAUAAACUGGAAGGCUAACUCAGGGGGGGAAAUUGAAGCCAGUGCAUUUAAGUUUUUCUGAGUUAUGAGCAGAAAUACUCAACACUGAACGUUGGGCUAUAUAUCAAAUUAAAGCUAUUGAAAAACGCUAUUUGGUGUAGAAAUUUCAAGAUUUUAGCUAAAAGGAAAGUACUGAAAAAUUACAAACAUAAUUACCGAUAAUUUGCCGUUUUGCAGUUGUUUUUGUAUUUUUUAAAUAUUUUUCUUUUCGCUGAAGUCUUGAAAUUUCCACACCGAAUAGCAAUUUUCAAUAGCUUCAAUUUGAUAUAUAGCCGAACGUUUGGGGUCAAGUAAUUCUGCUCAUAACUCAGAAAAACUAUUUUGGCUUCAUCAAAUCAUAGGCCUUCAUCAUAGCAGUUAACCUUCCAGUUUAUUUAUAGUUCAAUGGGUUGAGACAAUGGAUGAUUCCAGCUAUAGACUAAAUUUUGAUCAAGGCAAGAAGAACGAAAUCCAACACCACAGCUAGAAAGAGCGUCUUAGAAUGAGUAAAACUGCAAAGAUUGGUUGCUAAAGGUGGGAAAAUGAAGAAAAUAUAGCCCUGUGAAGUUCGCAAAUUUUGUAUAUAUUUGUAUUACGCGCGGGAAUAAUAACCACUUUCGGCCGAAAAAUGGUUAUUUUUCCGGUGUAUAAUGCAAAUAUAUACAAAAUUUGCGAACUUCACACGGCUACAUUUUUCUCUUUUUACAACAAUUCGCAACCAAACUGUGCAAUUUUACUCAUUUUAAAAUGCUCUUUCCAGCUAUGGUAAUGGUUUCGUUCUUCUUCUCUAGAUCAAAAUUUCCUCUGUAUCUGGAACCAUCUAUUAUAUAUAUAUAUAUUUUCAAUUCAUUCAAGCUAUUAAUUCAGAACAGGUAAAAUUAAUGAUGGAAACAUCAGUGCAAAAUUUAUUUGCAAUGGAAACAUGUUGUUGGCUGUUAUAAUGUUUAGAAAUACCUUCUUGUAUAAAUAUCUUGCAUGAGUAUUGAAAUUUUUGCGCCUUAAUAUAAUUUGUAUCAUUCUUAGAUUUUUACUCAAAUUAAUUCAUGUAAAUAGAUUAAAGCAUGCAUGGCCCUUUGAAAAACAGGAAACUGAAAGGUCACUGUGCGUAAAUAUAUUUGAAGAAGAAGAAGGAGAAGAAGAAGAAGAAAUAAUGACUGAUCCCUAAUUGUCAUUGUGCCACAGAAACCCGAGGCAGAAAUGUGAAAGUUAUCCAGUGUAAAUAAAGCCGUGAAUUUUAUUUGGAAGAGUCUAGUGCGUGAAUGUGUUAACUUUUGUGUGGAGCUCGGUGGGGGCAGGCCACGCUCUGCCGAAAGUCAUGGGUUUUCUCUGGGCGCUCCGGUUUUCUCCCACAGGGAAAGUUGACAGGGUGGGUUAGGAUAAACACAGUUAAAUGAAAGUAAUAUCCAAGGUGUCCGCGGGCCUUGAAAAUCCUGGAAAGUCAUUGAAUUGGAAAAGUGCCUAUGACACGAAAUUUCACCCCAAAUGUUUAUGGUUGCAUUGUAAAGAUCACUUAAAAUGACUUAAUAAUUUAUUUUAUAGAAUUUUGGUAACUUGCUUCAUUUUCAAGAUAUUCAACUUUGUUUCAUAUGCAAAUAUCACCGGUGUGACAUCACAUCACAUAAUGAGUUUUCAGAAAAGUAUAGUUUUCUUAAAGAAUACGUAUCCAAAAAACUUAAAAAUUGCCCUUGUAUAUGUAUUAAUUUCAUAACUGGUAAUUAACCCACUGUAUUUGUUUGUAAAAAUAUUUUAUCAAGGUAAAAUAUUGCGUUUUCAAAAUGUCAUUAUGCGAUGUGAUGUCACACCGGUGAUAUUUGCAUAUGAAACAAAGUUGAAUAUCUUGCAAAGGAAGCAAGUUACCAAAAUUCUAUAAAAGAAUUUAUUAUAUGACUUUUUAAAAUUCUCUAUUCUGAUUGGUUGACAAGCGGUCCGUAAAAACCCAUAUCCGGACCGUGGUCCGUAUUUUCCGUAUCUGGACCGGUGUCCCGGAUGUCGUUUAUCUGGCGGGAAAUUUUUGCUUUGCAAACAGAAAAAAAUUUUGCUUUUUAAUUUUCCAAUUGUGUGUCAUUAAUAUGUAGAGAUAAAAAUGUCAAACAACCAAAUUGUUUUUGAUUGAGCAUGCAUGCCUACCGUAUAUUGUUACCCAGUGAAACUGACGAUAGCCGAUUUAAUUCGCGCGAAAAGCAUAUGCUCACAGUUCAGCCAUAUAAAAAAACGACUAUUGACCUCGCUUGUUCGGUCUGUACUGUGAAAUAUAAGACCUCUGUUUUUUUGCAUGGACCUCGCUCCUUCGUCGCUCGGUCCAUACUAAAAAACCUCGGUCUGAUAUUUCAAGCGAGGUCAAUAAGCCGUUAUUAUUAAGUCAUUUUAAGUGAUCUUUACAAUGCAAUCAUAAAAAAAUGGGGUGAAAUUUCGUGUCAUAGGCACUUUAAAAUAGCCUAUAGGCUAAGUAUGUAAUUAGGUAAGCGUGUAAUACUUGAUAUAAAGCGCUUUUGAUCACAUUCACAUGUAAUGUUGCGCUAACGAAAUGUUAAUCUUGAUCUUUUUUCCUUUUCCAGAAAAUGACGCAACAUUUUUAAUGGAUCAUGCGGAGAGGAAAGAAACGUACACAACUUUUAAAUUGUUCUCACACCGCUCUUGGAAACUGUCCACACCUCUGGAUCCCCGCGCUCCGCUCUUCUUUGAUGACUAUAAAGACAAUAUAGCGCGUUCCCUCACUUCCGAACUCCUUGUCGUGGCUCAACCAUGCCCACAGAACGAGACAAAACAAGGUACACUACAACACUGUUCAGAAAUGAAAUGCCACUAAUGUUUCAGACGGCGCUCUAUGGUUUCCUAAUGUGUGCAGCUAUGGGCUGAAUAAAACAUGACUAUCCAGAAUUUUAUAUGUUUUCUCUAGUGGUGAAGUCAUCCAAACCCAAACCAGUUGUACAACCAAUUAGCCUUUCUCACGAUGACGAAUAUCCGUCAUUUUUGGGUGGCAUCUAAUUCUCGUUAACCAAUGCAGACAAUUAAAAUAAUAUGAAAAGCAAUUUUUCAAAAUAAACUAACCAUUUACAAAGCAAAUUUACCAUCAUUCGUCAAAAAAAUUAUAAAAAGCCGCUGUUAUAUGGACUUAUCUCGCAGACUUCGGCUGAAAUGCCACUCCGAAAUGGCGGCGUGAGAAACGCUAAUCGAAUCAGAGUCAGGCAUGAUUGAAAUCAUGACUUUGAGACAUGACUAUUAGAAAUUUUAUGUUCUUGCUGUAGUUAUGAAGUCAUCCAAGCCCAAACCAUUUUUAAAACCAAGUGAAGCACAAUCAGGUAUGAUUGUAAUCUUAAAACCAUGCAGAAUAUCAAAAACUGAGACGCGACUCAGAGACAUGACUAUCAAAAAAUUCAUGUUCUUUCUGUAGUGAUGAAGUCAUCCAAGCGCAAACCAAAUGUACAAUCAAAUGAACUAGAAUCAGGUAUAUGAUUGAAAUCUUAAAACCAGAGUAUCAAAAACUGAGAGUCUGACACACAACUUUGGGACAUGAUUAUAAAAAAAAUUAUGUUCUUUCUGUAGUGAUGAAGUUAUCCAAGCCCAAACCAAUUGCACAACCAAAUGAACUAGAAUCAGGUAUAUGAUUGAAAACCAGAGUAUCAAAAACUGAGACACAACUUUGAGACAUGACUAUCAAAAAUGUUAUGUUCUUUUUGUAGUGAUGAAGUCAUCCAAGCCAAAACCAAUUGCACAACCAAAUGAACUAGAAUCAGGUAUAUGACUGAAAUCUUAAAACCAGAAUAUCAAAAACUGAGACACAACUUUGAGACAUGACUAUCAGAAAUUUUAUGUUCUUUCUGUAGUGAUGAAGUUAUCCAAGCCAAAACCAAUUGCACAACCAAAUGAACUAGAAUCAGGUAUAUGACUGAAAUCGUAAAACCAGAAUAUAAAAAACUGAGACAUGACUAUCAGAAAUUUUAUGUUUUUUCUGUAGUGAUGACGUUAUCCAAGCCCAAACCAAUUGCACAACCAAAUGAACUAGAAUCAGGUAUAUGAUUGAAAUCUUAAAACCAGAAUAUCAAAAACUGAGACACAACUUUGAGACAUGACUAUCAAAAAUGUUAUGUUCUUUCUGUAGUGAUGAAGUCAUCCAAGCCCAAACCAAUUGUGCAACCAAAUGAACUAGAAUCAGGUAUAUGAUUGAAAUCUUAAAACCAGAAUAUCAAAAACUGAGACACAACUUUGAGACAUGACUAUCAAAAAUGUUAUGUUCUUUCUGUAGUGAUGAAGUCAUCCAAGCCCAAACCAAUUGUGCAACCAAAUGAACUAGAAUCAGGUAUAUGAUUGAAAUCUUAAAACCAGAAUAUAAAAAACUGAGACAUGACUUUGAGUGCUAUCAGAAAUUUUAUGUUCUUUCUGUAGUGAUGAAGUUAUCUAAACCCAAACCAUAUUUAAAACCAAGUGAACCACAAUCAGGUAUGAUUGUAAUCUUAAAAUCAGAAACAGAUCUGAAACCUUUAACGUAG
Molecule: messenger RNA, 5699 nt
Organism: Paramuricea clavata
Lineage: Eukaryota; Metazoa; Cnidaria; Anthozoa; Malacalcyonacea; Plexauridae
Source: the annotation of a GenBank genome assembly